Messenger RNA from Gambusia affinis (western mosquitofish), 7003 nucleotides. Its product is annotated as diacylglycerol kinase eta. Gene Ontology annotation, molecular function: ATP-dependent diacylglycerol kinase activity. NCBI's taxonomy places the organism in Eukaryota, Metazoa, Chordata, Actinopteri, Cyprinodontiformes, Poeciliidae. The record is from RefSeq and is a predicted model, not a curated record. Gene Ontology annotation, biological process: lipid phosphorylation; intracellular signal transduction; diacylglycerol metabolic process. The coding region runs from base 394 to 3669 and encodes 1091 amino acids. The transcript has 31 exons.
CCCUGCUUCACCUCCUCCUCUUCCUACCUGACUCAGAGCCGCUCCGACGCUAUGCGUAUGUCCGCGUCUCUCUCUGCAAGGCGAGCACCACCAGAGAGAGCCGCACGCUCCUGCUGACCGCCGGCCACGAGCCCUAUCCCCAACGCCGGCUGACGAGGCACCCAGGCCGGGCAGCAGGGGCAGGAGAGACACCGCUGAGUGCAGUCCGGAGAGUUGGACCUGGAUAGAGAGAGAUCUGCUAAAGGAAAACCCUGAAACCUUCUGUCCCUAGCUUUCACCUCUCCAAACUCCCUCUCUCUCCCCCCGUUCCUCUUUCUCCUCUUUUAUCUAGAACUUCUCGCAGCCGUCUACGUCUUCCUGUCCUCUCACCUGUUCUACUUCCUGUAAUUGGCCAUGGCAUCCAAGCUGAAUCCCAAUGUCCUGUACGUGGCAGAGCCUGGAGAGUCCCUUGGAUCACCCCAAGCUGAUUCUGAAAGGACUCAUAUUUCUGGAGAAGCUGGGGAAGAGUCGUCAGACAGCGAAGGAGAGCAAGAGGAGACGUCCCACAAGCUGAUCCGCAAAGUGUCAACCUCCGGACAGAUAAGAGCCAAGAAAAGUGUGAAGGAGGGAAUCCUGUUAAAGCAGACCAGCUCCUUCCAAAGAUGGAAGAGGAGGUACUUUAAACUCAGAGGGAGGACGCUGUACUACGCCAAAGACUGCAAGUCCCUGAUUUUUGAUGAAGUGGACCUAUCGGACGCCAGUGUGGCCGAGACCAGCACCAAGAACAUCAACAACAGCUUCACGGUGAUCACCCCGUUUCGCAAACUUAUGCUUUGUGCUGAAAGCAGGAAGGAAAUGGAGGACUGGAUCACGGCUCUCAAAUCCGUUCAGAAAUGGGAAACCUAUGAAGCCAGCCAGUUCAACAUGGAGCAUUUCUCUGGGAUGCACAACUGGUACGCCUGCUCACACGCCAGACCUACCUUCUGCAACGUCUGCAAGGAAGCCCUGCCGGGCGUCACCUCCCACGGCCUGUCCUGUGAAGUUUGCAAGUUCAAGGCUCACAAGCGCUGUGCUGUUCGCUCCACCAACAACUGCAAGUGGACCACGCUGGCUUCCAUAGGGAACGAGAUCAUGGAGGAUGAGGACGGGGUGUCCAUGCCACACCAGUGGCUGGAAGGCAACCUGCCCGUCAGCGCUAAAUGCGUGGUGUGUGACAAGAACUGUGGCAGCGUGCGGCGGCUGCAGGACUGGCGCUGCCUCUGGUGCAAGGCCAUCGUGCAUAGCAGCUGUAAAGAACAAAUGGGGAAGGUGUGUCCCCUGGGCCAAUGUCGAGUCUCAAUCAUCCCACCCACUGCACUUAACAGCAUCGACUCAGAUGGUUUCUGGAAGGCCACCUCUGGAUCUUGUGCCAGCCCUCUCCUGGUCCUGGUGAACUCCAAGAGCGGCGACAACCAGGGGGUGAAGUUCCUCCGCAAGUUCAAGCAGCUUCUGAACCCGGCUCAAGUCUUCGACCUGAUGAACGGAGGACCAGAGCUCGGGCUGCGGCUCUUCCAGAAGUUUGUGACGUUUCGCAUCCUGGUGUGCGGUGGAGACGGCAGCGUGGGCUGGGUGCUGUCGGAGCUCGACAAGCUCAACCUGCAUAAACAGUGCCAGCUCGGAGUCCUUCCCCUGGGAACGGGGAACGACCUGGCCCGCGUUCUGGGCUGGGGCGGCUUGUGCGACGACGACGCCCAGCUGCUGCAGAUCCUGGAGAAGCUGGAGAGAGCCACCACCAAGAUGCUGGACCGAUGGAGCGUAAUGACAUACGAGGUGCCCCCCACCAAUAAACACACGCCCACCGUGAAGGAAGACGACAGCCACGAGGCUCCUCUGCAGAUCCACAUCACUCAGUAUGCAGACUCCGUCGCCUGCCACCUGGCCAAGAUCCUGGACUCUGACAAGCACAGCGACGUCAUCUCCUCCGCCAAGUUCCUGUGUGGGACGGUGAACGAUUUUGUGGCAGAGGUGGGGAAAGCGUACGAGAGAGCCACAGAGAACAAGGAGGAGGCAGAUGCCAUGGCAAAGAAGUGCGCCCUGCUGAAUGAGAAACUGGAUUCGCUGGUGAAGGCCUUAAGCGAGGAAGCAGAAGCUCAGGUGGUGCCGGCAGGUUCAGCGCCGAGCCAGGAGAGUGGCGGCUCAAGCCCUGGUGAAAGUGGCGGCGAGUCGGGCUCUGAGGGCAAAACGUAUCGGUCCAAAGAGCAGCUGAUGCUCCGAGCCAACAGCCUGAAGAAAGCCCUGAGGCAGAUCAUCGAACAGGCUGAGAAAGUGGUUGAUGAGCAGAACAGACACACGCAGGUCCAGAGGAUGCCGUCUUCAUCCUCCAUCACCAGGGAGAACAGCGAAGAGCUGAAGGAUGCCGACACACGAGGUUUGAGUCCCACCUCGCCCAUCGUCCUGGAGAAAACAGAAAGUCUGAACGCCGUCACCUUCAACGAGGACACAGUUCAGUGCACAGAGAAGUGUGUGAUGAAUAACUACUUCGGCAUCGGGCUGGACGCCAAAAUUUCUCUGGAGUUCAACAACAAGAGGGACGAGCAUCCCAAAAAGUGCAGUAGUCGCACCAAAAACAUGAUGUGGUACGGAGUCCUCGGGACCAAAGAGCUGGUCCAGAAGACCUACAAGAACCUGGAGCAGAGAGUCCAGUUGGAGUGUGACGGCGUUGCCAUGUCGCUGCCGAGCCUGCAGGGCCUGGCGGUUCUCAACAUUCCCAGCUAUGCAGGAGGAAUCAACUUCUGGGGAGGAACCAAAGAGGACAAUAACUUUGGAGCGCCGUCGUUCGACGAUAAGAAGCUGGAGGUGGUGGCGGUGUUUGGGAGCAUGCAGAUGGCCAUGUCCAGAGUCAUCAACCUGCAGCACCACCGCAUCGCUCAGUGUCGGCAGGUGAAGAUCACCAUCCUGGGGGACGAGGGCGUCCCGGUGCAGGUGGACGGCGAAGCCUGGAUCCAGCCGCCCGGCAUCGUCAAGAUUGUGCACAAGAACCGGGCUCAGAUGCUCACCAGAGACAGGGCGUUUGAGAGCACGCUGAAGUCGUGGGAGGACAAGAGGAAGAUCGACAGCUACCGCGCCGCCAGGCCACGCCUCAACUCCCAGCAGUCCAUGGAGUACCUCACCGAGGAGGAGUGCGCCCAGGUGCAGCAGCUGGGCAUCGUGGCCGACAUGCUCAUCAAUAAAAUCCGCGAGGCGGCUAAGACCCACAAGCUGGUGGAGCAGGAGCUGGCUCACGCCGUGAACGCCACCGCGCUGGUGCUCACCGAGGCCAAGGUGUCCACCAACGAGUGUCUGAGCCGCAGCACAGCAGUGGAGAUCGUCAACAGCAGUAAAGUCCUCCAGGCUGAGACCAGCAUGCUGCUGGACGGAAAGCUCCUGUCGGAUUUUCCCGAGGAGGAAGAGCUCCGAUUGACCCUGAACCACCUGAGCGCUGAGCUGCUGAAGCUGGAUGACAUCCACUGGAUCUGUCCGCUCAUGCAGUGCUCCGAGGAGGACUCUGUGCGGAGCAGCAGCAGUAAAGGCAGCAGCAGCAUGAAGCUGAAGAUGAUUCCCAAAACGAAGAAGGAGAAGGAGAAGCUCCACAAGCAGAAGUCCAACAGUUCUCUCUCAGGAACGUGGGAUCUUAAAAGUGGAACAACUGAGGCAGAUUCCUCAGUCAACUGAACACCGUCGCCUCUCUUUAAUACGACCCGCUCUGACCCGCUUCCUGUCCAGUCAUGAGGCCCCUCGGUUUCCCAGAGGCGUCACAAACUGAAGUAAUGCCUUCUUCCCUUCUUUUAAGCAUUUUGCUCUGUUUUACUUCUUCGUCGUCUGGUUUUUUGCAAACCAGCAGGUAAUCCCCCAAUUUCUUCUUUUUUAAAAAAAAAGCAGGGCCUGUUUCUGUGUGGCAUUGCUUUAAUGCCGCCAUUUUGCUUUUAUUUCUGAGUGCAAGUCAAAGAAGGAACCAUGCAGGUUGUGGGAAAACCAGGAAAUGCGUUUUACGUGGUGCUCACCUCGCAUGUCAGGUGUAAACCUGAAUUUUUAUCCUAAGUUGUUACAAUCUAGGUUGUGGUUUUUUUAUAUAUUUUGUUGUUUUUUUUUUUUCUUCUUUAUAUGAAGAAAACUUCUGACUCGCCUUUGGACUGCAUAUUUAUUUCCUGUUGCUACUGCCAUGAGAACUCCCAACGGCAACAAAAUCAACAAAAAUGAACAAACUGAGACGUCUCAGCUUUAUCGUCUGCUGAACUGGAAAAUAUCUUCAAUGUUGCAAAAAAAAACAAACAAAAAAAACAAACAAACAAAAAAAAAAUCCUAAGGAAUGUACUUGUGUGGACUUUUAAUAACAUGUGAAUUAAGAUGCUGUUCUGUUCGGCUCCGCGGCGGCGGUUCUAUUGUCGUCUUUUUAAAGUGGUUCUUCAGUGGACUCGUGCGAUUCCGCCGCAAAAACAAACAAAAAAACAAACAAACAAACAAAAAAAAAAAACCCAAACGCGAGUCAUUUUGUCGAGAACUCGGCGGGGUUUAGAAGUACAUCUUUGGGUUUUAUUAUGUGACUUACGUGGGAGUGAACUCUCCCCCUGCUGUGCACUUGAAUUCAGAACCGUUGUGAGGAGCGGCGCCGGGCGAAAUGGUGACGGUGUUUACAGGAGGAGGAAGCAUCAAGGACACUUUGAAACGCCUCAACAGCUUCUCAGUGUGUUGCUCUUACUUUGUCAUACUACAUGAUGGUAUACUAAAUAUAAGAAUAAGAACUAAUAUGUAUUGGAUUUUUUUAUUUUUUUUUGCCUUGUCUGUGGUUUAAAGCUAUUAUUAUUAUUAUUAUUAUUAAGACAAAUAUAUAUCUAUUUUUUUGUAUACCUUAUUUUCCUAAAUGGUAAUCUGUGAAGCUGUCCUGGCGUUGCUGCUUCCCCCUUUGAAACGUUCAAUCACACAUUUAGACGCCGUUCUGUGUCCCUGCAUGCACGCCAAGCCUUUCUUCGCCUCACAGUGGAAAUCGCCUCAGAGUGGCACAUUUUAGCUUGCGACAUUUGUGAACGCCAUACUAGUUUUUGAGAACAUACAUGUUGAACGAAUUUUUAUUCUAAGUCAAUAUUUUUGGAGCUUCUGUUGAGUAUAGUUGCUAUUUGGCUUAAAUUACUAAAAUAUAGGUUUCAUAGACUUCCUGGCUACCGUUUAAGAGUGACAUUUUCAUGUGAGAUUUAUUUUUUUGGACACUUUAGAAAUGACAAACAAAAUGCAAAGUUCCUCCAAAUUUACUCGCUGUUUAAGUUCUAAAAAUGAUACCUUGUUGCUGUUUUUCUAGUAAGAAAACGACGUCACUUAACGUUAUUUGUCAGACUAUCCGCUAGCCUGCACCUGGCUGCUUUACAGUCACGCCACUCAAAGAUUACCUGUUGACGGCUAACUUACGUCAAGUGUGCGCUAGCAGACCCUAGAUCAUGUUUAUAGACUUUGAUAUUGAGUGGAAAGUAAAAUAAACUAGUAAAAUAAAGCUAAUUCUUCACUUUCUAUUUAAAAAGGAGUUGAAACCAAUAUGUUGAAUUUGUUUUUUGUUUCAGAGCCAUAAGUAGAAAUAUAGAUAUAUAGUUGGAGUAACAACAUGAACAUUUUAGAUGUGAUAAUGUACUGAGAAAUUUAAAUGGCUAAAUACAAUUAGCUUACUUAACUCACAAGCUAGCUUAAAGCGAGGCACAAAAUUAGCCGUUCCAUAUUCUUUCUUAUUUAGCUCACAUUGGUUUUAGUGUUUAAAUUCUGGAGUCAUAAAUUUAACUUAAACUGUUAAGUUUUUCUGCUUCGAGCUCGAAAGUCACUAGCAUUUCUACCAGGGUACAGGUGAAAACAAACAAAGAACGGCUAUUAAUUUUGGCUACUUGUUCUGAUGAAUCACUGUGAGGCGCUGUAGAUAUUCAGCUGUGGUAGGAUUGUGCUACUGUAUCCAUAGUGUGCCAGCUACACGCUCAAAACCUUAUAGAGGCUUUAGUGGUUGUUGUGCCAAGUCUGUACUUUGGGUUUAAGGCUUAACGAAGUGAGUGUGUGUGUGUGCGUGCGUCAGUAAGAGUGUGUAUGAAAGCGUGUGUGUGUGUGUGUGUGCAAGCUUUUGACACGCCUCAGAUGCAAACGUCGUUGUGUGUCGUACAUUUCAAAGUUUACUGUAUCUUUGCCUUGCACUUUACAACGACGCAAACUUAAUAGGGAAAAAAAAAGAAAAACAAAAACCAACCAAACAUUUGCAUAAGUACGUGUGUUGAAAUUUUGAGUGAAUUUUUUUUAAAACUGAUUUGAUGAGAAGAUAUUUAAGAUAUUGUACAUGGAUACAAAUGUGCUGGUAAAAUGUAAUAUAUAACCAAUCAUAAAGCGUAUAUAAACACAGAUGUAAAAACCGAGGUUUAUGACGUUGGUGGUCUUAAAUGAUGUGAUGAUGUCCUACCGCAGUGUAAAAGAUGUUGAAAACUGUAAUUAUUCUGCAAAUCUUAAGUCAACAUAUUGAAACUGUCCAGUGUUAUUUAUGGAUUACAAAUGACUCGUUUACACAGCCGAGGUGUUCAGCCGCUGUCGAGCCAAUCUUUGAGUGCUUUUCAGUUUGAUUACAAUAUGCUGUACUGCAAACGAUGACCAAGAUGUUGAGGUAUGAAAGCCAUUUUGUAAAAAAAGAAACAAAAAAAAAAACUGGUUGCCUGUUUGUUUUUUAAGAAUAAUUUUAUUGAUUGUCUUUUGGAUUUUCCUUUUGAAAGAUUCUUUUUUUUUUUUUUUUUUUUUUUCUAGAUUUUGUGUUAAUUUGUUUUCAAAAUGCAAAAACUGGGAUUUGGAUGGAAACUCUUCCAAUCGCUGGAGCGCCAGUGGAAAAAAAAAAUGUGCAGAUUGAAAAUGUUUAGCGGCGUUGGUGCAGCAGAGCCUGAGCAGUGAGCCAGACUAGAUGUUGCACGACCUCGAGGUGUUUUCGUGUGCUAUCAUGUGCGGUGUAUAACAAAGACAAAGUCAGUGCAACCCUCUGGAGAUUAAAUGAAUUAUUGAAGUGUGA